This is a messenger RNA of Lutra lutra (Eurasian river otter), 4819 nucleotides long. It is a transcript of the gene KANK2, whose product is annotated as KN motif and ankyrin repeat domains 2. The record is from RefSeq and is a predicted model, not a curated record. The transcript has 13 exons. NCBI's taxonomy places the organism in Eukaryota, Metazoa, Chordata, Mammalia, Carnivora, Mustelidae. Gene Ontology annotation, cellular component: cytoplasm. The coding region runs from base 217 to 2841 and encodes 874 amino acids. Gene Ontology annotation, biological process: negative regulation of cell population proliferation; negative regulation of actin filament polymerization; negative regulation of vitamin D receptor signaling pathway. Gene Ontology annotation, molecular function: protein binding.
CAAGGAGAGACGCAGAGAGACGUGGAGAGACUAAGCAAGAGGCGAGCAGGGUGUGAGACAAGGACAAGCUUGGCCGCCCCUGGAGCCCCAGCCCCGCCUUCAUGCCUGGCAGGUGCCCCACCUGGCCAGUCCUCCCAGGUCCGCCUCAGCCCGCGCUGCAGGUGAUCUGAGUCAUAGGCCCCAGGUGACUCUUGAGGAACGUCUGCAGAAGAGAGGAUGGCCCAAGUCCUGCACGUGCCGGCCCCCUUCCCAGGGACCCCCGGCCCAGCCUCCCCGCCCGCCUUCCCUGCCAGGGAGCCUGACCCACCAUACUCCGUGGAGACGCCCUACGGCUACCGCCUGGACCUGGACUUCCUCAAGUACGUGGACGACAUCGAGAAAGGCCACACGCUCCGGCGUGUGGCUGUGCAGCGCCGGCCCCGCCUCGGCUCGCUGCCCCGGGGUCCCGGCUCCUGGUGGACAUCCACCGAGUCUCUGUGCUCUAAUGCUAGCGGGGACAGCCGCCACUCGGCCUAUUCCUACUGUGGCCGCGGCUUCUACCCGCAGUAUGGCGCCCUGGAGACCCGAGCCGGCUUCAACCCGCGCGUGGAGCGCACACUGCUGGAUGCCCGUCGCCGCCUGGAGGACCAGGCGGCUGCUCCCGCCGGCCUGGGCUCCCUGACCCCCAGCGCAGCAGGCUCCACGAGCUCCUUGGUGGGUGUGGGGCUGCCACCGCCGACCCCACGGGGCUCGGGACUGUCCACGCCUGUGCCUCCUAGCGCCGGGCACCUGGCCCAUGUGCGGGAGCAGAUGGCAGGUGCCCUGCGGAAGCUUCGGCAGCUGGAGGAGCAGGUGAAGCUGAUCCCCGUGCUCCAGGUGAAGCUCUCCGUGCUACAGGAGGAGAAACGGCAGCUCACAGUCCAGCUCAAGAGCCAGAAGUUCCUGGGCCAUCCCACGGGGGCCCGAGCCCGCAGCGAGCUCUGCCUGGACCUCCCAGAGCCCUCCGAGGACCCGGUGAUGCUCGAGACCCGGAGCGUGGGCACCUGGGUCCGGGAGCGGGACUUGGGGGUGCCUGACGGGGAGGCAGCCCUUGCCGCCAAGGUUGCCGUGCUGGAGACCCAGCUCAAGAAAGCACUCCAAGAGCUGCAGGCAGCUCAGGCUCGGCAGGCUGACCCCCAGCCCCAGGCCCGGCCACCACCAGACAGCCCCAUCCGCGUGGACACUGUCCGGGUGAUAGAGGGCCCUCGGGAGGUGGAGGUGGUGGCCAGUACUGCCACUGGGGCCCCUGCACAGCGGGCCCAGAGUCUGGAGCCCUAUGGGACAGGGCUGCGGUCCCUGGUGACAUCUGGAGGGGUCGAGAGCCCUGCUGUGUUCCGGAGCCAUGAGGUGGUAGAGACAGUGUUCCCAGCAUCCACUGCGCCCACUGGCAACGUCCACCUGGUGAAGAAGAUAAGCAUCACGGAACGAAGCUGCGAUAGGACUGCAGGUGUGGAAUCAGGCUGUUGGCUCUUGGAGCCAAGAUGUGAAAGAGAAGAGGCAGGCUGUUGGCACAGAGGGCUCCCGCAGGCUCCAGCGGAGGCCUCCUCGUCACCCCCAGGGGUGGCGGCGACCCCUCCAGCACAGCCUGAGAAGAGCACGGGUGGAGGGGGCACCCGCGAGCCUGCUGACACAGAGCCCACCAGGCACGUGGCCUCGCACGGUUCAGAGGCGGUGGGGGGCGCAGGCGAGCCCCCGGCAGGUGUGCGGUCCAUUAUGAAGCACAAAGAGGAGCCCGCAGACGCCGCGGCCCACCAAAGGAGCCUGCAGUUUGUGGGGGUCAAUGGCGGAUACGAGUCCUCAUCUGAGGACUCCAGCACGGCAGAGAACUUCUCAGACAACGAGAGCACAGAGAACGAGGCCCCAGAGCCAGCGGAGAGGGUCCCAAGUGUGGCCGAAGCCCCGAAGCUCAGGCCCUCGGGGACAGCAGUGGCCAAGAGCAGCCAGGAGGAGCGCCAGCCGUCUCUGGAGAGUCAUCAGUUGCCCGGGGUGGAGGGAGCGGCAGGAGCGAGUGCAGAAGAGGAGAUCCGGAUGGAGCUAAGCCCCGACCUCAUCUCCGCCUGCCUGGCCCUGGAAAAGUACCUGGAGAACCCCAAUGCCCUCACUGAGCGGGAGCUGAAAGUGGCCUACACCACGGUGCUGCAGGAGUGGCUGCGCCUGGCCUGCCGCAGCGACGCCCACCCCGAGCUCGUGCGGCGCCACCUGGUCACCUUCCGGGCCAUGUCCGCGCGCCUGCUGGACUACGUGGUCAACAUUGCCGACAGCAACGGCAACACGGCGCUGCACUACUCUGUGUCCCAUGCCAACUUCCCCGUGGUGCGGCAGCUGCUGGACAGCGGUGUGUGCCAGGUGGACAAACAGAACCGUGCUGGCUACAGCCCCAUCAUGCUCACUGCUCUGGCCACCCUGAAGACCCAGGAUGACCUUGAGACGGUCCUGCAGCUCUUCCGUCAUGGAAACGUCAAUGCCAAAGCCAGCCAGGCGGGGCAGACAGCCCUGAUGCUGGCGGUCAGCCACGGGCGGGUGGACGUGGUCAGGGCUCUCCUGGCCUGUGAAGCGGACGUCAACGUGCAGGAUGACGACGGCUCCACAGCCCUCAUGUGCGCCUGUGAGCACGGCCACAAGGAAAUCACGGGGCUCCUGCUGGCUACACCCAGCUGUGACAUUGCACUCACUGACCGUGACGGGAGCACGGCUUUGAUGGUGGCCUUGGAUGCCGGGCAGAGUGAAAUCGCGUCUAUGCUCUACUCCCGCAUGAACAUCAAGUGCUCAAUUGCCCCAAUGUCUGAUGACGAAAGUCCUGCAUCAUCCUCGGCUGAAGAGUAACCAGGAGGGAGGCCAGAGGCAGCGCCGCUCAGGGCCAGCCAGCCCCAGAGCCAACCGUCCCUCGACCUUCGUCGCUUGUCUCCUUCCUCACCAGCCCCCAGAGAGACCUAUCAAGGCCCACGUCUCAAAGGCAAGUGGGUUCUUCUUCUGCUUCCCAGGAGGAGCCCUCGACAGCAGCAAGACUGCAGCCCAAAGAGGGUUUUUCCUGGUAUGCCAGUUCAAAGCCGCCGCAGCGCAGACUGAAGCGAAAUUCUUCCAUAAAUUGGCGCCAGUGGCCGAUGCCGGGGCGUGGGUUUAUGAAGAACAGGGAGAACAAUCAACUGGCAAUUAUGGACGGAGCAGGGUGAAAGGGAAAAUCCUGUAUUUUUGAGUCAUUAUCAGGGGAGGGGAGGAAAUCAUAUUCCUUGUUGCCAAAUUUGAAAGUCACUGGAAUCGCAUAUUUUCAUUUUAAUCCUGAAUGUUGCUAUGCACGGGUCACGUCUGGAGUGCCUUAACGCGCCCCCUCCCCCAUCCCACCCCACAUUUAAUUGUCUGCCGUAUAAUAGUGUUUUGUCCGCUCCCCCCAGACCGCUUUCUUGGGAGAAUUUCCUUCUGGUCUCUUCGCAAAACAGAUUCUGUCCUUGUCACUCAGGGCAGGAAGCUGAGUCCUUCCUUCUGCUUUCAAGUAAGAGGGCUCAGGACCCAGCAGCCGAGAUGUGUGAGCCGUGGACACCGAUAAAAUCACCCAGAAACCAAUCCCCUCCCUGCGUGGAGGCCCUGCCACAUAUUAAUUUUCCUCGAAAAUCCUGCAGGCCUGGGGAUGCAGGAAAUGAAUCGGGUUUCCAGAGCAGCUGCUGAGUCCCUGGACUUAGAACCCUGGUAACAGGGCCGCCCUCUGGCUCCCCAGACCCCAGAAUUUCUCUCGUCAAAGGGCGGGGGGGGGGGGUGGACAGAGCAUGCGCACGCUGUCCAAGCGGAGGGCAAGCUGCGAAAACUCCCAUGUGUGCACAAUUACAAGUUGGCUGCCCCCGAGGGCUCCCAGCGCACACUUAAAGAGACAGGGCUUUGCCGAAAACCAAACAAGGACCGGCUGGAGGUUUUUGUUUUGGGGGCUUUUUUAAACAACCUACAGGCUUUCCGGAGCUGCCUGGCACAGAGCCUGCUGGAAAUAGGGCUCGCCAGACACACGCAGUUUCCUCCAUGGCCUGUUCUGCCCCCCAGAAUCUUAACAUCAUUUUCUUUCCAGUUCCUUUUGUGAACCAAAAAACAAACAAACAAAAAAAACCCACGGUAGGGGAUAGCUUCAGAACCUUGAGAAGUGCCUUAUGACAGGGAGUUGAGGUCCCCAGCUCAUAGGGGUCCCGUCCUCUCUCGGCCGGGUCUCUGCGCUCAGCCGCCAGUGACGGAGCCAAACCACAGCCCUGAGUGCUCGCGUUCAUUCAGUAAAGCGGGGCGCUGGCUGCUCUCUAGAAAGGGGGGUUUCUUGGCUUGAUGGACUCUGGCUUGCUUUGAUUGUGACUGAAGGGAGGUACUGGACACAAAAGAGCUUGGAAGGUCGAAGGGUUGCGUGUGCGCAUGCGCGCGCAUGUAAGCCAGAGAGGGCACAAAACCAGAGCGGACCGGGGACGACUGGGGGCGGCUUUGAAAAGUGGUACCAGAGUUGUGUGCCUGUGUAUCUGGCCCCAGAGCCAGCAGUGAGGUUUAUUUUAAGCUCCUGGAAGCUGCUCAUUGACAAUCCCCAGCCGCCACCCCCCCCCACCCCCAGAUAAGUCCGCAUUUAUCUCUGCUUUCCCCUCCCCUGCUGGUGGGGCUUAGUGUGCUCCAGGAAGGUCCCGCCCCCACCCCCGUGCUCUUCUCACAUGUAUUCAUGACCUUUAACUUCACUUUUCUGACCACGGUACGUCCAUAAAGACAGUAUUACACUUAAAUGAAGUAUUCCUUUUUGUAAUCGUGUUGUAGAAGGUAAAGGAAUUUAAUAAAGCUAUCUUAUGAUACCGUC